Ornithodoros turicata is the source of this 700-nucleotide messenger RNA. RefSeq names its product actin-related protein 2/3 complex subunit 4 (gene Arpc4). The record is from RefSeq and is a predicted model, not a curated record. The transcript has 5 exons. NCBI's taxonomy places the organism in Eukaryota, Metazoa, Arthropoda, Arachnida, Ixodida, Argasidae. Bases 105 to 611 code for a protein of 168 amino acids. Gene Ontology annotation, biological process: actin filament polymerization; Arp2/3 complex-mediated actin nucleation. Gene Ontology annotation, molecular function: actin filament binding. Gene Ontology annotation, cellular component: actin cytoskeleton; Arp2/3 protein complex.
AAUAGGACUCUCAGUAACAAUCGUAUUUUCUGAUUUUUGUUGGCGGUGUUUAUAUCAUGUCCGGUGAACUUUAGUAAGUGAAAUUCCGGUCUUCGUAAAAAGUCAUGUCGGCCACACUACGCCCAUAUCUGACAGCAGUGAGGCACACGCUGAAUGCUGCUAUGUGCUUGGAGAAUUUUUCUUCCCAAUGUGUAGAGAGGCACAACAAGCCCGAGGUCGAAGUCAGAAGCAGUAAAGAGCUGCUUCUGACACCUGUUGUGAUUAGCCGCAAUGAAAAGGAGCGAGUCCUCAUUGAAGGAUCCAUCAACUCCAUCCGCGUCAGUAUCGCCGUCAAGCAAGCCGAUGAUAUUGAGCACAUCCUCUGUCACAAGUUCAUGAGGUUCAUGAUGAUGCGGGCCGAGAAUUUCAUAGUGCUGCGACGAAAGCCAGUAGAGGGUUAUGACAUCUCCUUCCUCAUCACAAACUUCCACACCGAGCAAAUGUUCAAGCAUAAGCUGGUGGACUUUGUGAUUCACUUCAUGGAAGAGAUAGACAAAGAGAUCAGCGAAAUGAAACUGGCCCUCAACGCCCGUGCACGCAUCUGCGCCGAAGAGUUCCUCAAACGAUUUUGACAAAGCUCGUGCCCUCCAACGAAGUGAGCUUCCACUUGGUAAUAUAUAUGUAUAAACCACGUUGUUGCAAUAAAUCGUUUUUUAAUGAA